AUGAGUUCCCUGGGCGCCAACGAUGUGUCGCCCGAGGCCAUGCAGGCGCGGAUCCAACAGGCGCGUCGCGAGGCCGAGACGCUCAAAGACCGCAUCAAGAGAAAGAAGGAUGAGUUGUCCGACACCACCCUUCGAGUUAUUGCCCAGCAGGCUCACGAGCCCAUUCCCAAAAACCAGCUCAUGAGGGCGAAACGGACCCUCAAGGGCCAUCUGGCCAAGAUAUAUGCCAUGCACUGGUCCACCGAUCGCAGACACCUCGUCUCCGCCUCGCAAGAUGGCAAGCUCAUCAUCUGGGAUGCCUACACCACCAACAAGGUUCACGCCAUCCCCCUGCGAUCCUCCUGGGUCAUGACCUGCGCAUACGCACCUAGUGGCAACUUUGUAGCUUGCGGAGGCCUCGACAACAUCUGCUCCAUCUACAACCUCAAUCAGCAGCGCGACGGCCCAACUCGCGUGGCUCGCGAGCUCUCCGGCCACGCCGGUUACCUGUCAUGCUGCCGAUUCAUCAACGACCGCAGCAUCCUGACUUCAUCCGGCGACAUGACCUGCAUGAGGUGGGACAUUGAGACCGGCCAAAAAGUCACCGAGUUUGCCGACCACCUCGGAGACGUCAUGAGCAUCAGCCUCAACCCAACCAAUCAAAACACCUUCAUCUCCGGUGCCUGCGACGCCUUCGCCAAACUGUGGGAUAUUCGGGCCGGGAAGGCUGUUCAGACCUUUGCUGGCCACGAAUCCGACAUUAAUGCCAUUCAAUUCUUCCCCGACGGACACUCCUUCGUCACUGGUUCGGACGAUGCCACGUGCCGCCUGUUUGACAUCAGGGCAGACAGAGAGCUGAAUGUCUACGGCUCCGAAUCUAUUCUUUGCGGCAUCACCUCUGUUGCCACGUCAGUAUCGGGUCGCUUAUUGUUUGCUGGUUAUGAUGAUUUCGAAUGCAAGGUCUGGGACGUUACUCGAGGCGAGAAGGUUGGGUCUCUUGUGGGCCACGAAAACCGCGUAAGCUGCCUGGGCGUGAGCAACGAUGGCAUCAGCUUGUGCACAGGCUCCUGGGAUUCUUUGUUGAAAAUAUGGGCCUAUUAA
Ustilaginoidea virens is the source of this 1080-nucleotide messenger RNA. RefSeq lists its product as uncharacterized. The record is from RefSeq and is a predicted model, not a curated record. Gene Ontology annotation, biological process: G protein-coupled receptor signaling pathway. Gene Ontology annotation, cellular component: cytoplasm; heterotrimeric G-protein complex. NCBI's taxonomy places the organism in Eukaryota, Fungi, Ascomycota, Sordariomycetes, Hypocreales, Clavicipitaceae. The transcript has 5 exons. Gene Ontology annotation, molecular function: signaling receptor complex adaptor activity; protein binding. The coding region runs from base 1 to 1080 and encodes 359 amino acids.